GGCGGGCGCGGCGGGCGCCGGGGCGGCGGCGGCGGCGGGCGCGGGCGGCGGGCGGGGGAAGAUGGCGGAGCUGGGGAAGAAGUACUGCGUGUACUGCUUGGCCGAGGUGAGCCCGCUGCGCUUCCGCUGCACCGAGUGCCAGGACAUCGAGCUGUGCCCCGAGUGCUUCUCAGCGGGCGCCGAGAUCGGCCACCACCGGCGCUACCACGGCUACCAGCUGGUGGACGGCGGCCGCUUCACGCUCUGGGGGCCCGAGGCCGAGGGCGGCUGGACCAGCCGCGAGGAGCAGCUGCUGCUGGACGCCAUCGAGCAGUUCGGCUUCGGCAACUGGGAAGAUAUGGCAGCUCACGUGGGUGCCUCCCGGACCCCGCAGGAAGUGAUGGAGCACUAUGUAAGCAUGUACAUCCACGGCAACCUGGGGAAAGCCUGCAUCCCCGACACCAUCCCCAACCGGGUGACCGACCACACGUGCCCCAGUGGGGGCCCCCUCUCGCCCAGCCUCACCACCCCCUUGCCUCCCCUAGACAUCUCGGUGGCUGAGCAGCAGCAGCUCGGGUACAUGCCGCUGCGGGACGACUACGAGAUCGAAUACGACCAGGACGCCGAGGCGCUCAUCAGUGGGCUUUCGGUCAACUAUGACGACGACGACGUGGAGAUCGAGCUCAAGCGCGCCCACGUAGACAUGUACGUGCGGAAGCUGCGGGAACGGCAGCGGCGCAAGAACAUCGCCCGUGACUACAACCUGGUGCCCGCCUUCCUGGGCAAGGACAAGAAGGAGAAGGAGAAGGUGCCCAAGCGCAAGAUCACCAAGGAGGAGAAGGAGCUGCGGCUCAAGCUGCGGCCGCUCUACCAGUUCAUGUCGUGCAAGGAGUUCGACGACCUGUUCGAGAACAUGCACAAGGAGAAGAUGCUGCGGGCGAAGAUCCGAGAACUGCAGCGGUAUCGGCGCAACGGCAUCACCAAGAUGGAGGAGUCGGCCGAGUACGAGGCGGCCAGGCACAAGCGGGAGAAGAGGAAGGAGAACAAGAACAGCGCUGGCUCCAAACGCGGGAAGGAGGACGGCAAGGACAGCGAGUUCGCGGCCAUCGAGAACCUUCCGGGCUUUGAGCUCUUGUCGGACCGUGAGAAAGUGCUGUGCAGCUCCCUGAACCUGAGCCCUGCCCGCUACGUGACGGUGAAGACCAUCAUCAUCAAGGACCACCUCCAGAAGCGGCAGGGCAUCCCCUCCAAGAGCCGCCUUCCCAGCUACCUGGACAGGGUCCUCAAGAAAAGGGUGUUGACCUUCCUCACGGAGAGCGGCUGGAUAUCCAGGGACGCCUCCUAGGCCAGGCAUGCACCGGGAGCGGGGCUCUCUCGGAGACGGAUUCCUGCAGGGCCUCUGCCGGCGGGGGCGUCCCGCUGCUGGGCAGCAGGGACCUGUGUCCACCGGUCCUGAAGGCUGCUUCCAGGGACUUGCCCUUCGUGCAUGGGUGGAGGGCUCCCAAUGGACUGCCACCCCCCUUGUUCUGUACAGACUGCAGGGCUGCCAGCCCGAGUUUCCUGUGACAGCCCCCCGGGGGGCCCCCUCCCCCGCACGUGGCACUUUAGAUGGGGCGGGGCAGGUCCCAGCAGGCUCCCCCGAGCCUCCCGCGGGCCCCGGCACCUGUGAGAGCUCCCUGGCUCCUGGACGGUGCUCUGGGGAUGCCCACUAGGAGUGGGGCGGGGUGGGCUGCCAGAAUCUGAGCCAGCUUUCCUGGGGGUGGGGGUGCUUCCUGCUGCUUCCGUCUUCGUCCGGGCGGGUUCGAGCUCAGGCACCGCCUGCUUCUGGGCCUCUCCCCAGUUGCAAGUACCUUAAGUACCUUCUCAGCGAAAUGCUGACGGCUGCCCAGCGAGUGGCGGCUGUGCUGGGCCAGCCAGCAGCAGCUCUGGCCAGGGGCGAGCCUGUGCCCGGUCCUAUGCCAGAGAUUUUCAGGGGCCCGCUCCCAUGGACGCACACGGUACCUUCCUUCUGGAACUCGAGGAAGCCCUUUGUCUUCCGGCUGCUCAGGGGUCUCCUGUCCAAGACCCUGCUUUAGAGUGGGAGUGACUGCAGAAACCCCAGAGGCUCCCUUCUGCCCCCUCACCCAGACUGUUUACCUCCCAGAGUGUUUGGGCUUGAAGUUACAUUAAAGUUAUUUGAAAGAAGAGACCUCAUUUCCAAGGACUUCCUUAAUUCCUAAUUCUGGUGCCUUUUCCUUUCUUCUGUCCCUUUCCCCUAGGCAGUGUUCAGCAUUAAGGACUGUUUCCAGGCCCUCCAAGGGGCAUAACCGUAAGCUGUGAGGCACAAGGGCCCUGGUGACAGUGCUCAAGUUUGCUUAGCGGGAGGCCGCCUCCACUUGUCCCCACAGUCGCAGUUGACAGGGCCUUGUCCAUGGCCAUCGGCGGUGCUGUUUCAUAGGUGUCUCGGCCACUUCUCCCUGGGUAACAUCCUGGCCUCCGGAAUCCCGCCGGGAGGGGGGCUUUGGUACCCGGAACACCAGCUAGUUGGGAGGACCGCUGGCCUCAGUGAUUCCCAUGCCUCCACUGCUUCUCUCAACAGAAGCUUAGUUUGAUGAGGUUUUAAAUUUAGUCUCAUUUUUAUAUAAACAUGAUUUGAGUCAUUAGGCUUGGGAAACAAAUCCCUGUAAAUUUGUGCGGCCUCAGCGGCAGUGUCCGCUGAGGCGUGAGAUUGUCCUUUGGAAGGUCCAAAGACUCCUCAGGUAUGGCUGGCAGCGGCAGCGGGCUCGGAUUCAUUCACUCAGGGAUCACUGCUGUUGUCAGGGACAGCUGCCUCUCGCCCAUCAGCCCCAGCUGUCACUGUCGCAUCUGACCCUGACCUGAGUGCAGAGCCUUCAUGUUUUUGUAUUUCUCGUGAGAAACUGGUCUCAAGCCCGUGCAAUUAGGUCUUUACAAAAUUUAAACUCUUUGAUCCACAGACAUACAAAAGAAUGCUCUGAUGGCCAACAAUCCAAAACUGUGUUGAAACCCAACUCUGGCUCCUGUUUUGAUUUCCCUGUUGCACAUUAAACACGUUGAGAACGAG
Sorex fumeus (smoky shrew) is the source of this 3040-nucleotide messenger RNA. It is a transcript of the gene TADA2B, whose product is annotated as transcriptional adaptor 2B. Gene Ontology annotation, molecular function: transcription coactivator activity; zinc ion binding; chromatin binding. The transcript has 2 exons. Gene Ontology annotation, biological process: chromatin remodeling; regulation of transcription by RNA polymerase II. Bases 62 to 1324 code for a protein of 420 amino acids. Gene Ontology annotation, cellular component: nucleus; SAGA-type complex. The record is from RefSeq and is a predicted model, not a curated record. Lineage: Eukaryota; Metazoa; Chordata; Mammalia; Eulipotyphla; Soricidae.